Molecule: messenger RNA, 2790 nt
Organism: Triticum dicoccoides
Lineage: Eukaryota; Viridiplantae; Streptophyta; Magnoliopsida; Poales; Poaceae
Exons: 2
Coding region: 519-1619 (366 amino acids)
Source: RefSeq, a predicted model, not a curated record
UUUUUACGGUAGGGCAUGCAACCCUACCGCCAGGGACCUUGGCGGUAGGCUGUUAGACCCUAUCGCCAUGAACCUUGGCGGUAGUAGAAGGACCAGAUCUCAAAAUUAUAUCAGACUAGGGUCAGAUCUCGAAUAGAUACCCGAAAUUUAGCGCUCCUCGGCGGCGACAAACUCGCAUUUCCUGGCCGGCCGGAUACCUCGUCUCCAUCCCAUCCGCCGGCGCUCCGCUCCACUCCCGGCCACUUGGUUCGGCCUUUUCCUACCGUUUGUGUCGUGUUGGUUGGUUUCCCCACGCCGCACGCGCCGGAAGGAAGCAACCCAACCCCGAAAGUCGCUUUUCCCACUCGCCAGGCCAGGCUAGGCUAGGGUUUUUCUUCCUUUCUUUCUUUUCGGAGGCCUUUCCGGCCAGCCAUGUCCCUGUCCAUGUCGUCGUCGCCCCCUCUUGCGCUUCUGCUUCCGCUUGUCCCCCCACCCUGCCUCACUCGCUGACUCACCCGGGAGCUUCCACUCCGGGCCCAAUGGACGAGGAGGAGGGCCCGCACCCGCUGCCGCUGCCGGAGCCGGGGCCGGAGGUGGGGGCGGAGGAGCCGGCGGCCGGCCGGCGCUGCGGCCGCCACCCGGACCAGCCCCUCACGGGCGUCUGCUCCGCCUGCCUCGUCGAGCGCCUCUCCUCCGUCCGCAGCCCCGCCCACCCCGAGAUCCUCGAGGUCGCCACCACCUCCUCCUCCUCCUCCUCCCUCAACCCCGACGCCCGCCCCGCCCCCCUCCCCCUCCCCGUCCCCGCUCCCGGCGACCAAGAAGACCAGGGCAAGCUGCGGAGGACGCUCAUGCUGCUGAUCUGCCGGGAGCCGCCGCCCGGUGGCAGGGGGGGCUCCUCCCUGGACCCGCCCCGCCACUCCUGGGACGGCUCCAUGGUGGGCAGGGCCUUCGCCUGCUCCUUCGCGUGCCUAGAGGAGCCCUCCGAUGGCGUCACCAGGGUCAGGCACAGCAAUGCAGAGGAACCGGCCGGGGAGCGCCCUGCUGCCGGGGUGGCAUCCGAGAGCAGGAACGGGGGGCAUUCCGCCGAUGUGGCCGGCGGCGAGGGGCCGAGGUUCAGGGAGAGGAGGAGCUGCAGUGACGCCGGCCUGGAGAUAACCGUGUCAGCCUCAGGUGUCCGGCGCCGGAGGUCCAACAGGUGGAGCAGGGUGUGGGAUCGCAGCAUCACGAGUCCACUCAAGGAGUUCGUGAGGAAGGGGGAGCACGCUCUUGACCGGUCCUUCUCGGAGUCGAGGAGGGAAACCAGGAGGUGCAAAAAUGGGGAGACAACAGACAUCGAAAAUGGCGAAAUUCACCAUGGCCGCAACGGGUCGGCACUUCCUGGCAGAGCAAGCCAGAGCACAAGCAGAAGAUCACAAGCUCACACGGCUAAUGGGGAGGAGCAGAAUUUCCGCACGGAUUGGCUCAGGAACAAGGAAUGCAGGAUCAGCAGGAGCAGGAGCGUGCAUUACACUUCUCCUGGGAACUUCGAUAAUGGGAUGCUGCGGUUUUACCUGACGCCGAUGAGGAGCAACAGAGCCGCAAACAGGGGGAGGAGGAGAAGCUCGCGCUUGUUUGGAAGAGGACUUUUUGGUUUCGUUUGAGUGGCUCAGGUUGAAUGCCAUACAUUUUAGAAGAGGGCAGCAGCACAAGCAACUUUUUCUUCAGAAUCUACUUGGUUUCUUAGAAGUGGCUAACUCUGUAAGUUGUUCAGCAGCUACAUUCUUUCUGCAGUACAUUAUUAAGCCCAACUUAGAGUCAGGAAGAUUUAGCAUAAGUUGCAGAUUUGCUGCUGCUCUGUUCUUUUAAGACAUUGCUUAUAGAUGGAAUCAGGACUGUGCUGUCCAGAUUAGUGUAUCAGGUGUAAUUAUUUACAUUAUAAUAAUAUUCGUAUCAAUUCUUCCAAUCAGUAAAGGUAUAUACUGUUCUAAACUUGUAACAUGUUGUUGCCUCCAAAACAUAUGCCAUAUGCCUAUCCAUGGACAAGAUCACGAGCCAGAGAACUUUGAGCUGCUGUGUCUCAUUAUUAGAAAUAGCCACAUAUGGCCCAUAUGCUACACAGCUUACACAGAGAAGGGAAUAAUAUAAGCUGUGUAUGAACUUUCCUGCUCUGCAACUCUUGCACUUUUGUUGUUAGUUUCUGUUUCCUAUAUUUUGUAGACUGUCUGUUAACCACUGGUCCAUGCUGUUCAUUGCUCUACAAAUGACAUUGAGGCUGCACUGGUGUGGUCCUUACAGAAGGCAUGAGAGUUCUCAAUGGUGGGGUCCUUGUGCCAAAUGAUUCCAUAUGUAUCCCCAACUUCAGUCAGUGUAUUCACAUCUUUAACUUGUCUAGGUAAGGAUACAGUAUAAACCGAUUGGCACUCGUGUAUUUUGUUUUAGUCUAGGAAACAGGCAUUUGAAGGUCUUGCCUGUAUAUGUUUGCUCUUGCUAGAUCAGCUAGCUAUGUAGGGCCACUUUUUGAGGACAUUUAUCUGUUCUUGUUUUCUUUGCGCAACGCCUGAAUUAUGAUCCUUGAGAGUUCGGACUAUUCAAUUCUUAAACAGGCUGAAUAUUUGCGAUGGUACUUUAUCCCUACCUAUCAUCGCCAGUGAAGUACUGUUCUAAACUUGUAACAUGUUGCUGAAACAUGUACUAGCAUAUACAGUAUCUAUCUUUGGGCAAGUUCACAAACAUGCAGCCCAUAUGCUACAAUUUACUCAAAAGAAGGCAACAAUAAGCUGUGUAUGGACGUUCAUGUCUUGCAACUCUUCCUCUUUGUUAGUUUUUCCGUUU